AUGAGCAUCAAUCCUCAAAUGUUGACCCCUCGGGUCGCUCAGGUGCAGCAGGCAUACUACAGGCCAGCUCAGCAGCAGCAGCAGCAACAACCGCAACCACAACCACAACUGCGCACAACCUCUACAGUCAUUGACGAUUAUGAACGCUGGUACAUGGAACCAACGCACUCUAACAGAAUGCUUCUGGCUGCAAAGUCCGGUAUAGACGAAGAAAUCAACUGGGCUCUGGAUCGCAUAUCAAGGCUCACUACCAACGAGUACUUUACAGUGAAAGGAAUCCCGAGUCUCUUGGAGGCACUCUACGAAUGGCCAGAGUGGUAUGCUGAGGAGGGAUACAAAGCCACUAAUGAUACCCCCUCGUUAUUUGCGCCGAACCCACAAGCGGCCAAUAAAAGACGGCACGCAAUCGAGUGCUUGCACAUUCUCAAGUCUGUUGGUCUCAACGAAGCUCAUGCGCAGGAACUUUUGUGGACCGUCCCGACACUUCCGUUGGUAACCAAACUCCUGGAAAAUCUGGAUCCCACGUUGGAUGCGCAUGUAGAAUUCGUUCUUUACGCGCUGGACCUACUACAAAUCAUCGGUCCAAGUGUAGUUCUUCGACCCCAGUCAUCCCCAAACCCAAUACCUCGGCUGAACGCUAUUCUAGCACGAUCCUCGGACCGCUCUUUGAUCAUGGGGUGUUUUUCUGCACUUUCGAUAUUACUAUCCAAUCCAGCGAAUGCCUCCAACUUGUCGGACUCCGCGCCAGCCAUCGACGCGGCAAUUCGUUAUCUUCCACUCUUUCGGGAGGAUAUUGGACUUGUGGAUGAAUGUCUAAAUUUUCUAUACGCGCACCUCUCCAACGUGGCAAUGUCAACUGCUUUUUUGCUGCGUCCGGAGAUCUCAGGAGUGUUGAAAAUCUUUGUCAACAUACUUCUCGCUGACCAAGUCGAACUUGAUACAUUAACGCAUGAUGUUUCCGGCGUCGUACACACUACGCCUUCAACAACCGUAGUCACUAAAGACCACGAACUUACCAAAGAAGAACUGGAUGCUCUUCUGGAAAUGCCAGAGCCGCAGAGAUGUUACGAGUGGAUGAAGACCAUGUUCGUCGCCAAACAAGAUGGAGAGCUUACUCAAGUGGAGUUUUGGAAUCUCUACAAAGAUAUUUUCAUGCAGUUUCAAGAUCGGUUCCCCCUCCUUGUAGCGUCCGAGGUUAUUAAGAAUGUCAACUUGAUCUUUCCUCAAGGCCAGGCGAUGGUACUCCCGGGCAACCCUGCAAGAUUUGUCGUUCGAGGUGUAGACCGGAGGAAGGACAUUGUCGUCGCAGAAAAAUUCAAAUGUCGAUGGGACCGCUCGAUAUGCGGUACGCCCGCGUUUAAAUCAGCAAGGGAGCUAUACGACCACCUACUCGAGCAUCUGAAGUCCCAGGAUAUUUCCCCAUGUAAAUGGUCGAAAUGCACUCAAAAACCAUUGGCCGCCGCAGCCCUCCGAGUACAUUGUCUCACCCACAUCGCAAGUUCCCAACCAGCGCCACAGGAUCCCUCACAGAGCGACAUUAUCACUUUACCAUCAGCAACUUCACAGUACCCUAUACCCAAUCCGACGACGCGGCCGCUCCCACCUGCGAGGGAUGCUGUCAUCACCUACAAAGCCCCGCGUGUCGAUCCCUCGUCUACGGCCUUGACUUCUCUCCUAUGCAUCCGCAGUCUGUUCCGUGCGUCAUUCGCGUACGAGGAGGCUGCCCCACGGCACGAUGCAGACCAUUUUGGCUUCCCUGGCAUCGUCGACGAGAAUGACGACGAGGUUACGGUGUCGGUAGCUGGGGAUCGUGAAAGGGAGGCUGCGAGAAGGGGGAGGAAAGCCUUUGUUGGUGUCUGUAAUCUCAUGAAGGAGGUCCAACUUCGUGACGAAACUCUGAUGGCGUGGAUUACUGAGAUGAUAGAUACCAGUCUACCCUUUCCAUGA
Molecule: messenger RNA, 1947 nt
Organism: Pleurotus ostreatus (oyster mushroom)
Lineage: Eukaryota; Fungi; Basidiomycota; Agaricomycetes; Agaricales; Pleurotaceae
Gene: RSC9
Product: Chromatin structure-remodeling complex protein rsc9
Exons: 3
Coding region: 1-1947 (648 amino acids)
Biological process (GO): regulation of DNA-templated transcription
Molecular function (GO): DNA binding
Source: RefSeq, a predicted model, not a curated record